AUGUCCUCCCUCCGCAACGCCGUCGCGCGCCCCACCCACAAAGAGCGCGCGCAACCCCUCGAGCGCCAAAAAUGGGGUCUCCUCGAGAAGAAGAAAGACUACACCCUGCGCGCACGGGACCACAACGAGAAGCGGCGCAAGCUCAAGACCCUGCGCCAAAAAGCCGCCGACCGCAACCCCGACGAAUUCUACUUCGGGAUGAUGUCCACGAAAACCGGGGCGAAUGGCGCGAAGCUCGGGGACCGGGGCAACCGGGUGCUGAGUCAGGACGUGGCGAAGCUGCUCAAGACGCAGGAUGCGGGGUAUUUGAGGACGGUGGCGCAGAAGGUUAGGAAGGAGAGGGAGAGGUUGGAGGAGGGGAUCGUGAUUGAGGAGAAGGAGGUUAGGGUGUUGAAGGGGGAGAGUGGGAAGAAGAAAGGUCAUACGGUGUUUGUGGGUAGCAAGGAUGAGCAGGAGGGCUUUCAGCCGGACGAGUGGUUCGAUACGAGCGCGGAGGGGUUGAACAAGACGUACAACCGGCCGCGGCGACAGUCUGAGGUAGCUUCCGAGGAAGAAGUUGCAGAUGGUCAGCCCGAGACAUCGACACAACGGCGGCCACAGCGUGUUAUGGAUGCAGAGCUCAAGGCCAUCAAAGAGGAGCGAGCAUUACGCAAGAAGCGCCAAAGGGAGCAAGAAGCGCGGCACAUACGAUUGGAGGCUGUCAAGGCACGCGAGCGGGACCUCCUAACAGCCGAGCAAGCGUUGGCGGACCAGCGCGCGAAGAUGGCGAACAACGUUGGUGGCGUCAACAAAGCUGGCGUCAAAUUCAAGGUUCGUGAACGAAAGCGAUGA
Coniosporium apollinis CBS 100218 is the source of this 831-nucleotide messenger RNA. RefSeq lists its product as uncharacterized. The transcript has a single exon. Gene Ontology annotation, cellular component: nucleolus; small-subunit processome. NCBI's taxonomy places the organism in Eukaryota, Fungi, Ascomycota, Dothideomycetes. The record is from RefSeq and is a predicted model, not a curated record. Gene Ontology annotation, biological process: rRNA processing. Bases 1 to 831 code for a protein of 276 amino acids.